UUGGCCCUUUGGGAUUUUGUCCCCCAUCCAUUGUGGUGGGGGAACCGCUCUGCAGCUUGGGCAGCUCCAAGAUAUGUUGAGUAAAAUCGGCCAUUUCUUUUCUGGAUUUCAAGAAUAAAUGGAAUCUACGGAGAAGAAUGAGACAGGCCACGUGGCCAAGCGUCUCACAGAACAAGAAGUUGAGAAAAUGAAGGCACAGGACUCUAGACUGGUGCCUCAGCAUCGUGCGAAUCUUCUCGAGAAAGAUGCCAAAAAGUACUGGGAUUUGUUUUACAAAAGAAAUACCACUAGUUUCUUCAAAGAUCGACACUGGACGACUCGAGAAUUCCAGGAAUUGCUGGACAUUGGGAACGCGGAGGGUGGGUGCUUCAUUGAGGUGGGCUGUGGCGUCGGGAACUUGAUUUAUCCUUUGUUAGAAGAUGGGUUGAAGUUUAAAAAAAUUUAUGCCUGUGAUUUGUCGCCCAGAGCUGUUGACUUUGUAAAGGAGCACAAACUGUACGAUCCAGAAAAAAUAAGAGCUUUUCAAGCAGAUGUUACGGCUGAUAACUGUUUCUCUGAGAUCAGCAGCGGGGUUGAUGUAGCCACACUGGUAUUCGUCUUGUCUGCAAUACAUCCCCAAAAAUUUCAAUGUGUUGCCAAGAAUCUCUUUCGAAUUCUCAAAAGGGGAGGAACCGUUUUAUUUCGAGAUUACGGACUUUACGAUAUGGCUCAGUUGAGAUUCAAACCUGGGCAUAAGAUUGCAGAUAACUUUUACAUGAGACAAGAUGGAACAAGAAGUUACUAUUUCGCAACAUCAGAAGUCGCAGGAAUAUUCAAAACAUGUGGAUUUGAAGUGGUAACUUGUACAUACGUUCAAAGACGAACGAUAAAUCUGAAGGAGAAAAUCGAUGUACCGAGAAUCUUCGUUCAAGCAACGUUCAAGAAGCCCUGAAAAUCCUAUCAUAGAUAGAAAUUGGUUCGUUUUGAAUGUUCUGAAAGCAAACUUGAUGGAAUGGCAACAACAGAAAACUGCAAUAUCCUGAAAUGGAGGGAAUCCUCAUGAUUGAACAACUUCAAUACUGCUAUUGACUUUGCCACGCAUUCAAUGAAUGGGUGGAAUUUUCAUGAUUGAACAACUUCAAUGCUGCUAUUGACUUCGCCACGCCUUCAAUGGAAUGCAUUCAUCUGUCAGUGGGUGAAUUUUUCUAAAUGUACAGUUACGAAAGAAGCAACUGAAACUGAAGACGCUGAUCGGUGACACUGGCCUAAUCACGUUCACCAAUUGAAUACAGAUCAAGGUGUUGCGUGCUGAUGUUCAUGUUCAUCCGAAAAUUUUUUGAAUUCAAUGAAUUUGAUAAUAAAGAAAAGUUUUUAUUGUUAAAAAAACUUGAAACACUAAUUUUUAUUUACUUGAAUUUUCUAUUAUAUUUGUUGAUUUUCAAUACUUUGUACAUGUUAUAUCGUUUUUCAAUACACAAAAUAGCAUAUUUCUGA
Molecule: messenger RNA, 1473 nt
Organism: Diachasma alloeum
Lineage: Eukaryota; Metazoa; Arthropoda; Insecta; Hymenoptera; Braconidae
Product: methyltransferase-like protein 6
Source: RefSeq, a predicted model, not a curated record